AUGAAGUACAGGACUGUAGUAAUGUACACCGAAAUUGGUUGCUUCGUCUCCUGCCUUUGUGGUUGGAUCCUUGUGUGCUCCACCCUUCCCACGGAGUACUGGACUUUCUCUGAGGUGGGCAGUAUUGUGCUGACCACCUCCAACUACUACUCAAACCUGUGGAGGGACUGCAUCUCAGACACCACCGGGGUGUCCGACUGCAAAGACUACCCCUCCAUGCUGGCUCUACCUGCGUUCCUGCACGCCUGCCGAGCUUUGGCAGUCUGUGCAGUCAUCACUGGCUUCUUUGGUGGCGUUCUCACCCUAAUUGGAAUGAAGUGCACCAAAAUAGGCGGAUCAGAAAUUGCAAAUGCAAGAGUGACCUUUGCGGGAGGAAUCACCUAUCUGGCUUCAGGCUUCUGUGGUAUGAUCACUUACUCGUGGUGGGCCAACAGAGUCAUCACAGAAUUUCUUGACCCCAAUUUCAGAGCUCAAAAAUUUGAGCUUGGAGCUGCAGUUUUCGUCGGCUGGGGAGGUUCUGUCCUCUUGCUCUCUGGUGGGACGGUGUUAAGUUACUUUUCUGGAAAAGAAGGCCUUCCAUCAAGUUCUUCAAACCGCCCACGGCGACCAGCCACUUACGCCACCGCCCGGACCCGAAAGUCCUACAUGCUGCCACCUACCUCCUCCAGGGUGACUCUGGGGCCACCGCUGUUUUAUGAGGGCAGGAAGAGUCGACAAAGCAGAGUUGCAACAAAGACGACCGCCACCUUCAGCAGGGAUGACUUUGUUUGA
This is a messenger RNA of Nerophis lumbriciformis (worm pipefish), 771 nucleotides long. The record is from RefSeq and is a predicted model, not a curated record. Lineage: Eukaryota; Metazoa; Chordata; Actinopteri; Syngnathiformes; Syngnathidae.